UUCCCAGGGAAAACCCCAACAUGUGCUUCAUGGUAAAAUGGCUAGAUCUACUAUAGUUUUAGAACAAGUUGGAGGUUAUGACUACCAAUGGAUUACUGAACCUCCAGAUGAGCUGAAGUGUUCAAUUUGUCUACGCGUAGCUAGGGACCCUCAACAGCAUGGUUGGAAUGGUUGUGGGAAAGUGUUUUGCUCAAGUUGUUCAAAAGAGUACGAUAAAAAAAAUUGUCCUAUUUGCCGUAAGAAAUUGACCCUCUUCAAAAAUAUGCGAACUACUCGAGACAUUGAAGCCCUCAAAAUGAGCUGUAUCAACGAAGGCUGCCAAUGGGUUGGUGAGCUAGGAUCCCUGGAAACACACCUAAAGACCUGUGAAUACACCACCAUUCCCUGUACUAAUGAAUGCAAGCACAAUGACCAGAUUCGGCGAAAAGAUCUUGAUGACCACCUCACCAACGACUGCCCAAGACGUCAGUACGAGUGUCCACAUUGCCAGAAGACGGGGGAACAUCAGGAGAGGACCACCGCUCAUCUAGAUGCAUGUUUGAAAGUUAAAGUGCCAUGCCCAAAUGAACCUUGCUCAAUCACCAUUCCCCGUGACAAUAUUACUUCUCAUCUAUCUGUCUGCAGCUACCAGCGUGUGCGCUGUAAAUAUGCUGCAGUUGGGUGUAAGCAAAGACCUCCACGGAAAAAUCUCAAGGAACAUGAAGAAGAUUAUCGGUUACAUCUUCGAGUGACUACUAAGAAAACGCUUGAGCUAACAACGCUAACGAAAAAACGAUUAAUCAAGUUCAAAUUCACAGAAUUUCAACAGAAAAAAAUGAACAACAUUACUUUUUAUAGCCAGCCUUUUUUCACUUUCAGCAAUGGUUACAAAAUGUGUAUUUGUGUAGUGGCAAAUGGCAACGGUGAUGGCAAAGCUACUCAUGUUUCAGUGUAUGCUUAUCUCAUGAAGGGACCUAAUGACGACUCCCUGUCCUGGCCGUUCACUGGGACAGUCACAUUCGAGCUACUCAACCAACUGGAGGACGAUAACCAUCACAAGAAGACAGUCACAUUUCCAAAAGAUCGCGAGUCCAGUCAGAGAGUGGUGGACGGUGAGGCAGCACUUGCUGGAUACGGCCAGCCUAAAUUUAUUUCCCAUGCUGAUCUCGAUUACAAACAAGACACGAACACUCAGUACCUCGUAGACGACACUCUGGUGUUCAGUGUGUAUGUACAAGUAGCUAGCUACAAGCCAUGGCUAGAGUGCACUGACUAAUAAGAAUAAACGGACUAUAUAAUUACAUGCAUGCAUAACUUCUUAGGACAAUAAUAUAUAAUUAUACAGCUGUACAUGUAUUUGUGUCAAUUCUGUGUUUAAUCUUAACCACAUUUUCCGGCAUGCUC
Messenger RNA from Halichondria panicea, 1383 nucleotides. Its product is annotated as TNF receptor-associated factor 5-like. Gene Ontology annotation, molecular function: protein binding; zinc ion binding. Lineage: Eukaryota; Metazoa; Porifera; Demospongiae; Suberitida; Halichondriidae. Gene Ontology annotation, biological process: regulation of apoptotic process; signal transduction. Bases 38 to 1255 code for a protein of 405 amino acids. The transcript has 2 exons. The record is from RefSeq and is a predicted model, not a curated record.